AUGGAGGAGCUCACGCUCAAGAAGGCCGAGCUAAAGGCACAAAUCCGGCGCCUCAAGGAGGAGGGUGCCGAGCCGGAAAGGAUUGCGCCAGUGUUUGAAGAGUACAAGGCGGUGUCGGCGGCGCUGAAGGAGAAGGAGGCUGCGGCUGGAGCUGCGGCUGCAGCUGCUGCUGCUACUGUUGCUGCUCCAUCUGCCAUUGGUGGCGCGGCAGCAGGUGCCGCCUCUGGCGCGGCGGCGACACCAGCGAGAGGUGCUGAUCAGGGUGCCAUGAGCCGAGAGGACGCCGAGGCGCGCAAGUCGUUCCUCAAGGGCGAGAUCAAGCGCGGCAAGGCCGAGGGCUGGGAUCCGGCCCGAGUCAAGGUGCUCUACGACGAGUACGUGGCGCUCAAGUCUGGGCUCGAGUCGGGCCAGUUUGAAGCGGGUGGCAGCAGGCCAGCGGGCGAGGCUGCAGCGGGAACUGCGGCUGUGCUUAGGGCGGGACCUGGUUUUACGCUCGACGAGGUGGUCAUGCUCAAGGACGAGGCCAAGCGGCGGGUGAAGGAUAUCAAGACCAGCGCGCCGAGCGAUACCGAGGCGCUGCGUGAAGUGUACGAGCUCUACACGGCACUCAAGGCCGACAUCGAGGCCUACCCGCAGAUUUCCGACGCAGCGGGGCGGAUGAAGGCGCUGAUGGGCGGGAAGGGCGCAAACGAUGGCAGGGCAUCGGCCGGGACGCGCAAGGUUGCGGUAGCACCGGAGGCGCCGACACCGAUGGCUGCGCCGACGACGACGCAGCCUGCGGUGAGUGCGGGCGAGGCGGCGCGGCUUGGCGAACAGAUGUGGGCGGCGGCUAAGAAGGGCGACGCCAUUCUUGUGCAGGAGCUGAUCGAGGCCGGGGCAGAGGUCAACACGACGAUGGAAAAUGGAGCGAGCGGCCUGGUGGUGGCGGCACUGCGUGGCCACUACGGAGUCGCCAAGGUGCUGACGGCUGCCGGUGCGGACGUGGAGGCGCAGGCACAGGGUGCGAGCCCGCUGUAUUGCGCGGUGCAGAACGGGCACGUCGAAGUGGCCAAGGUGCUGCUCAAUGGCGGAGCGUCGCCCAACUCGGUCAACACGACGGCGGCAGUGACGCCUCUGUGGAUGGCGGCGUACAUGGGCGAUACGGAGAUGGUCAAAAUUCUACUGGACGCCGGAGCCGACGUGCACGUGGCCAAGCCGCAGGGAGGCAUCACGCCGCUGUCGAUUGCAGUCGAGCGCGGCAAGCUCAAGUGCGUGGAGCAGCUCAUUGCGGCAGGCGCGGACGUUGAGGCGCGUGACGCUGACGGGUUUACCUGCCUCUGCGUCGCCUCGCAGCAUCAGAACCUGGCCAUCGUCGACGCCCUCAUUGGCGCGGGCGCCGACCUCAACGCGACGACGGCGUCGGGCGAUGCGCCGAUCGACAUUGCCGCCACCUGCGGCUUUGCACACACUGUCGACCGCCUCAUCGACGCCGGAGUCCCGUUCCGCAACAACAAGAAUGUCCAGGAGCUGGACCGCCUCCGCGAUCUGCAGUAGCCAGUAGCCAGCCGUUUGUCU
This is a messenger RNA of Thecamonas trahens ATCC 50062, 1554 nucleotides long. RefSeq lists its product as uncharacterized. The transcript is spliced from 2 exons. The coding region runs from base 1 to 1533 and encodes 510 amino acids. The record is from RefSeq and is a predicted model, not a curated record. NCBI's taxonomy places the organism in Eukaryota, Apusomonadida, Apusomonadidae. Gene Ontology annotation, molecular function: protein binding.